UAUACCUUAAGCGAUGGUGCUAUAAUUGAGGCAGUAUUAAAAUUCUACUCACAAAUACUUGUCUCUCAGUAUGCCAAGUCAAAAUUGCUGUCAUCAGACCAACAGCAAUCCCGCAACACUCUACAUACAGACAAGGGACCGCAGAGUGAGGCCUGUAACGAGGAUUGUUUGAUUAUUCGUAACUCAGAUAUGAAUAUUAAUAGUAAACACUCUAGAACGAACUUAAAGACUUUAGCUCCUGAUCAACCCUUCAGUUCUGAUUUUUUGCUUAAAGAAACAAAAGGACUGUUCAAGGCGAAUUUUAAAUAUCAUAACUGCACAACAUGGAAUUCGCCUUCACUUUCUGACAAUUGA
Molecule: messenger RNA, 354 nt
Organism: Entrophospora candida
Lineage: Eukaryota; Fungi; Glomeromycota; Glomeromycetes; Entrophosporales; Entrophosporaceae
Source: the annotation of a GenBank genome assembly